This is a messenger RNA of Danio aesculapii, 1371 nucleotides long. RefSeq lists its product as uncharacterized. The coding region runs from base 466 to 1032 and encodes 188 amino acids. The transcript has 4 exons. Lineage: Eukaryota; Metazoa; Chordata; Actinopteri; Cypriniformes; Danionidae. The record is from RefSeq and is a predicted model, not a curated record.
AGAUGCUGCGUCAUCAUUUGAGCGAUCUAAAUUCAUACGAUAACCAAAUAUAGCCCAUGUUGCCCUGUGGGGUUGUUUAAAAGUUCCUUUUUACCUGUUUGUUUAGGUUUACUGCACCGUUAAUUAUAAUAUACAUCUGUUUUAUAGAUACAAGCAAACCACAGCCUUUUAUUAAGAAAUUCAAGGGUUGCCCAGUUAUUUAAUAACGGGAAAACCAUAGGACGAGAUAUUUAGGAUUAAUAUAGCAAGAAUUAUCUCUUAAAAGGAGAGCUGAUUUGUGCACUGUUUCUUGUGCUGCAUUCAUCGCUCGACUGCGGCGGAGCUGCGGCUUCAUCAGCAUCUCCAUCGACUCGCGUCCUUAAGCAGGACCAGCGUGCCUUUACUUGCAGACGAGGAAACAGACCGAAUUUGUCUUGAAGUUGUUCAACAGCAGACAUUUAAUUUGGACCCUGCUAAAAAGAGGCAAUGAAGUCUCGUCCUUCACUGGCAACUUGUUUUGUGUUAUCAGCUUAUCUGUCAUGUAUGGUGGGUGUAGGGAGUGCAACAAACCCAUACCUAAAACCCGGCUUCUUGGAUUUUAACUCCUGGUUUUGGAACACCCCUCGAGGGCCACAGAUGUUCUCCUGCCUUACAUACAUUGAGAAAAACCUCCAGGUUGACUGUGAAUUCCCUGAGACCCACAAGAUCCCAGGCCCAUUCUGCGAGUUCAGACAGGAUGGGCGACUCAUGGGAUCCACCUACCCAAAUACUCCAGUUCAACUGAUCCCUCAUAUUGAGGUCAGACGCCGUGCUAAUGUCUCCCUGGUGUCGCCGAACAUUUGUCGCCUCACCUGGAUGCCAAUGUCCGAUGACCGCGCAUAUACCUACACGUGCAGGGUUUACCAGGGCAGCACUUGGAAGGAGAACAGCAUGGCAUUCCACCAAAGAAAUAUUCUGGUGUGCUCUGCACUGAGCGUAUUCUUCCACACUGGACCAUGGAUGUUUGCAGUUAUGAUAUCACUUCCCAUUUCUCUCGGGCUUCUGUCUGCUUGACUUCACUUCAUCAAGCUGGCUAAAAGUCAAAGCCAUUGUCAAAUUUAACCAACUUUUGCAUUUUAAUUUACUUUAGUGUUUGGUUUUUAUUUACACUCACUUUUUAAUUUGUUUUACAACCCCACCUAACAUUUAUAUGGGGGUCACCAUCGUUACUUCAUCAGUGUUCACUGUGAAAUGGAAUGCAUCUGGCCCAAGCAAGUAUACAUUUUCAAAACACUGCUCAAAUCUAAGAUGUCUUACAUUACCAUUCAAAACUUUGGGGUCUGUAUGUUUAUUUAUUUAUUUAACAGAAAGAAAUGUAUAAUUUACACUGCAAAUUCAGUAAAGAUGCAUUAA